AUAAAUAAACUAAUAAAGCUUGGUAUUAGUAAAGAAUACUUAAUAAGUGAAUAAAAUUUAUAAAAAAUGAGUAUAUUAAGAUAAAAGCGAAAAGCAGCAUUGGAUUAUCUCUUGGAUGGAAAGGAUAGACUGAAAGACACGAUGCAAAUAAGCUACAAUAAAUAAUAUGAUGAAUUUUUAUUUACUGAAAAAAAUGUUUUAAAAAAUAUGAGAGAUGCUAAUCUUUUAAUUGAGAAAGCUGAUAAAGUUAUAAGCUAAAUAGAAAACUUUGAUAAUAAAUAGCUGCAAAAAAAACAAAGUAUCUAUGCGCCUUACUUUACAGGUUAAAAAAAUACUGCUCCAGUAUCACCUAAAAAGAAAACUUAAGACGAAUAACAUUAAAAAUAAACAAAUAACAGUAUGAGUAUGAUAUAAAGCGAAAUAAAUGGUUAAUCAAUUUCAAACCAAAGAAUAAAAACUGAAAUUAAUGAUUUGAUUUAAUCUUAUUAAAUAAACGAAGAAAAACUAAAAAAUGAUAAUAUAUUUGUCAAUUCAGUAGUUUAUAAUAAUCUUUAAAGCAUCAAAAUGUAAAAUGCUCUUAGAAUGAAGUAGUUACAAGAAAAAGAUCGCAACAAAUAAUUUCAAUAUCGAUAGUUUACAAGCCUUGGAUAAUAGCAGUAAAAUAAAUCUUAAUCAGUAGAUGUAUUUAUUCCAUAUGCUAAUGAAAGAGAUAACUUGGGCUUUAUUAUUGAGCCUGAAGCAUAGUAAUAGAGAAGAAGAAAGUUACUCAAUCUGCCUAUUGAAAGAUAAAAAAUUAGUUUAAUUGUUCCUCCAAAUACUGACAAAGUUCUUGUUAUGAAAAGAGGAGUACAUUUUUUUGAUAAGGGAUCUCAGUUAAAAACUACAAGAGAUGAUAACCUAAUACUCAAAGAUAUUUUUAAGUAAAAUUUGUAAAAGACUAAUUCAAAUGAUUAUGAAUCUAAUCUCUAAUAGAGUAGUAAGAACCAAUAAAAAACAGAAGUUCUCAUUAAAUAAUAGUUAGAUGAGUAAAAAAUUAAUAGCUAAAUCAACUAAAAUUUAAUUACUAUAUAGCUAAACAAAAAUGCUUAAAUAAACAAUCCUAACAAUUCUAAUUUAAUUAUUGAGGAAUAAGAAAAAGAUUCAUAUGUUGGUUAUUAACAAGCAGAUUAAGUAAAAACUUAACAAAAUAACGUACUUGAUAGUUCCCAUAAUCUAUAAAGUAAUAUUACAACAUUUCAUAAUAGUUCUUAAACUAGGCAUUAAAGCUAGGAUUCGUUGUUACCUCAUUUAGAUAAUUUUAAAUAUAUUUAGAAUAAUUAAAAUGUAAAUAACUAAAAGUAUUACAUCCCAUCAUACCAGGCUUCUCCAGCUACAACAAGAGUAGGCCAAAGCUAUCAAAAUGCUGCAGACUCACAGUAUAUUAAUUAAAUAACAGAUGAAAAAUCUACUUCUGUUUCCUAAAUGAAUUUAAUUAAUGGAAGUAUAUAAAAUAGCUUAAUAGAAAAUGCUAAUUAUGGAGUAUCUUCUUUGUAAAUAGACUCUAUAAAUCAAGCAAGCUAAUCAUAAAACUCUAUAAAUGGGAAUGCCUCUAUUGAAUAAUUUUAAGGAAUAUAGCAAAGUGUCAAUGAUUUCUAAUAAAUAGAUUCAAAUUUUAACAAAUAAGUUAGAAAGAAUUAAAGCUUAAUGAAUAUUUAAAUACAAGCAGGAUCUAAUACAGAUAAAUAUAAUUUAUCAAUUCCUUAAUCAAAAACACUAACAGCUUUUGAUAGAAAAGGCGGUAAAAAUAGCUAUUAGAAUGAAAUAGUUUUAGAAGAAAAAUUAGAUGCAAGCGCUUCUUUAAUUGCAAAUGAAAGUAAAAGUAGAAUAAUUGUUUCUUAAGGCUGUAUAGAAGUAAAUAUGAAGCAAAACAAGGGAGGACAAGUCUCUGAAUUCCAAAUAGGAAAAUUUGUUUUAAUGCCAGAUUAAAAAGAGGAAUAAGAAGUUCAAUCAAUAGAAUUAAACAACAAAGUAGCACCUAAUAGUGUUAAAAAACAAUUUUUUGAAGGUAAUUAACAUUUUAAAUGGAAAAUGAAUGCUCUUGAUGAAGCUUAAUUAAUAGAAAUGAUAAGAAAGCAAAAUGAAUCAAAGGUUAAGCUCCCUAAAAUUUAGAUCUAUAACAAAAAAAAGUAUGUCAGUGAUUAGUAUCCAGCACCAGGAGAUUAUGAUCCUGAUUAUUCUUGUAUUGAAAAGCACUAUCGUUAAGUGUACUUUGACAAAGCCAUCAUUUCGAAAAGUAUUUCAACAUCACCAUAAAAAAAUCAGAAUGAAAAAAUGCCUUAGUUGAUACCCAAAAAUAAAUCUACAUUUUUACCCAAGAAUAUUGUGCCAAAUAAGGAAGAAGGCUAUGAAAUCAUGUUUAGUGAAUUAAUGAAAGACAUAAAAAAGGAAGUCAGAAAACAAAAAAUUUAGAAUAAAGAAUUGUAGCAUCCAAUGUAAGGCCUACAGCUUAAUCCUAUUCCUCAUACUCAUAUAAUUGAAUUAAAUAAAAAUAUGGGAAAUUAAAUGAGCUACUGCAAAUCAUGCUUGAACAACAUAAAAUACUACCUUAGAGCAGAUAAUCCAACUAUUUUAAAAAAGAAAAAGUACACUUCUUUCAAUUUUUGA
Molecule: messenger RNA, 2643 nt
Organism: Tetrahymena thermophila SB210
Lineage: Eukaryota; Ciliophora; Oligohymenophorea; Hymenostomatida; Tetrahymenidae
Exons: 2
Source: RefSeq, a predicted model, not a curated record